AUGAUUGAAGAUACUAUUCAGGAAAGUUUAUCGUCAGAUCAAUUAUGGUUAAAAGUAAUCAAAGAAGGUGUGGAAGAUCGUGUUGAAGUUAAUCAACGCAUGUUAAUCGAUAAAAUGUUAGCUCGUUAUUCAUCUGAUUUUGUUGUUUAUCGUGAGUUAAUUCAAAAUUCUGAUGAUGCUCAAGCGACUUCAUUUAUUCUUAAAAUAACUUGUGAUCCAUCUACUGCAACAUCAAUUUAUGAAUCAAAAACUAAAGAUUAUUCAACGAUGAAUUCAAUGAAAUCCAACAAUCCGUUAGAAGAUAUUGAACACCAUACAUUUGAUUCUAAUUCAAUCAUUAAUGAUAUAUCUCCAUUUGAGAAUGAUUUUAACAAUUGUAUCAUAACUGAAAUUCGUACUAUCAAUAAUGGGCAUAUAUUUAGUGACGAUGAUUGGAAAAGAGUAAUUACAAUCGCUGAAGGAAAUACUAAUGUUGAUGCUAUUGGACAAUUUGGUGUUGGUUUCUUUUCAGUUUUUUCUUAUUCGGAACGACCGAUGAUACAAUCGGGAAAACAUUGUCUAGCCUUUGUUUGGCAAAAUGGAAAAUCAUUGACUACAUUUCGAAAAGAAUUACCAACUGAUCAACAUUCUUCAUCGACUUCAAUUAUUCUUACCAUGAAGGAUAAAUAUAUUUUACAGACACAAUCAAUAUUAGAAAUCGACGAAAUAAUGAACGAAAAUUUAACAAAUAGUAAUAGAGCAACAAAAUCAAAGAAAGAUAAUACAACAAAUGAAAUAGUACCUAUAUUAGAUUUAACACAAUUAAAAGCUUAUUUUACCAAAGUUCUUUCAUUUACUAAAUAUAUUAAUGAAAUAAUUAUUCAAUUAAAUGAUGUCGUUAUUUUUCGAGUAACUAAAACGAGAAAAUCUUUAUCAUCUAUGAAAUUAUCUUUGGCAACAAAAACUAAUGAAAAUAAUUUACUUCGUUUCAAGUCAUGUGUUCAAACUGAACAAACUUUUUGUAUCAUGAAUGGUCCAUCAAUUACUCUGAAUCAUAUUGAUGUUGAAGCCGAAGUAAUGAUUGAUGAAGAUCUUCAUAAACAAAUUCAAAGUGUUCUGAAAAAAAGUUUACCUUCAAUCAUACAUAUUGAAUUUUUAUUUCCAUCGAAUACUAUAUUUGAAGAAGAACAAUGGAAAAUAUUAACAAAUAAUCAUUUAAAUAAUCAAAUAUUAAAACGUCUAAUUCCAUUGAGAUUUCACGAUGGAGAAAUAUUUCCAUCUGGUCAAAUUUUCAUUGGUGUAGCUACACAUCAAUCAACAGGCAUUGGUAUACAUGUAUUUAGUCAUUUAAUUCCAACGAUUGAACGUGAAAAUAUUGAUUUACAAGAUCCAUAUAUCUCUAUUUGGAAUGAACAACUUCUUGCAUCUAUUGGAAAUAUUGUUCGAUUUAUUUAUGAUCAAACAAUGCUUGAUGGCAUGAAUAAUGAUUCACAACAUACUACUCAGCAACUCAAUGCUAUUCUUUCUUCUUAUGCUUUUCAAGCAUCAGUACCAAAUAAGGAUAUUGGUCGCAUUCUUCUCGAUGGAUUUUUCUCAUCGGAUAAGGAUAUACUUGUACCAGUUGGACGAUCUCCAUCUGACAAUCAUCUUUCAUUGAUUCCAUCUAGUGAAGCAUUUCUUAGUACUUCGAAACAUAUUCAAACAUUUCUUCCUGUAUCACUUGUUCCAUUUGAUAUUGGACAAAAUGAUUUUUUUAAAAUGCUAAAACGUCGUCAACAGAUUCAAGAAAUUGAUCAUGAAACAAUCUCAGCAAAAAUUCAUGAAUCUAUUCUUUUAUUUGAUGAAUUCAUUGGACUACUUCGUUGGUUAUGUACAAAUGAUAUUACUAAUAGAUCUUAUAUCAAAGAAAUUCUUUCAGAAGUAUACUAUCGUGAAACUUGUCAAUCACCUAUUAUUCAAUUAGAAAAAAUUGAAUUUUAUGAUACUUUAAAUAUAUCGUUUCUUCCACUUCCUCCCAAUGUCUUACCGUUUAAUAUCGCCAGUCAUAUAUCUCGAGAAGAUUUACAAAGACGAUUAUUAUUAUCAGGAGUAUCUGUAAAAAAUUUAAUCGAAUUUUAUCUUGCUGGUAAUCAACAAUAUCUGUUUGAGAAUGAAACAACAUCGAAAAUUCUUCUAAGUUUUAUUUCUCAACGUUGGACUCAAUUCAAUGAAAGCGAAUCAAAUAAAAUCAAAAGCAUCCUAUCCAAACUGAAAUGUAUUCCAACUAGUCAAGGAAUGAAAAUACCUACAGAAUCCUAUAUUCGUUCAUCGAAUUUAUCUGCUACUUUACCUAUUAUUACACUGUACCUUCCACAAAUUUCCAUGGAUGAUGCACAAGAAUCUGUGGAUUAUCCCGCAUCUAUUGAAUUUCUCAAAUCGAUUGGAUGUCGAACAAUUCAUGUUCCAACAAUGUCAUAUCAUUUUAGUAGUCGAUCGACUGAUUCAUCCGAUAAUAGUCAAACAUUGCAAAGUUUUAUUCAAAAUCUAUUACAACAACGGAAAACUAUGAGCGAUACAGAUCUUCAAGCAUUAAAAAAGAAUCCAUGCCUCAUAGGAACAACAUUGGAAUUCAAUGGUGAGAUCACACGUAAAUAUAAACCAAGUGAUCUUCAUUUUCCAUCAGUUGCUGAACGUCUUCAAUGGAAUCAAUUACCAAUUAUUUAUUGGAUGGAUAUUAAUCCACUUUCACAAGAAUAUUCUCUUCUCAAAGAACUAGGCGUACGAGAAGCACCUGAUUUACAUGAAUUGAUCUUUCGCAUUGUACAAGAACAUUAUCGAGGAUCUAGAACAAAAUCAGAUUAUAAAUUACCACAUACAUUGAUUUACUUUGCAGAAAAUUUUCGACAAUAUUAUUUGAAAUCAUGGGAAAAUGCUCGUAUUAAAACAGCUUUUCUGCCCUCAUCACCACCGGAGAUGAAUCAAUCGAUGGAAGUUAUUCUUACUACUCCUGAAUUAGUAUAUAGAGAACCUGGUCCAUUGUGUCCAUCUUUAUUACCUGAUGUUCUUCGGUGUUUUUCACAAUGGUUUGACAUUAGUUUGCUUGGUGUAAAAUAUCGUCCUCAACUAGAAACAGCUUUUGAUAUUUUGAUGGACAAACGAUAUCAAUUGUUAACAGCCGAAUCAGCUCCAACGUAUUUUUCUUAUUUAAAUAAAUUAGAUGGUCUUAGUAAAGCGUUUAUUCAAAACGUUGCCAAUAAAUCAUUUAUUCCUUUACCAGGCAGUUCUACUCAUCUUAAACCAUCUCAGGUAUUUAUUCGUUCGAAAAAUUCAUUCUCUAGUGGAAUAUCUCCAGAUCAAAAUAUUAAUAUGAUUGAUGAUGUGGCAAUGUGUGGUCUUAUUGAUUAUGUUGAUUAUGGUCCUGAAGCGAAUUCAUUUCUUUUCAGUAUUGGAGUACUUUCUUAUCCAUCUGCGGAAAAUCUGGCUGAUUUAUUAAUCGAACGGCAAGCAUCUUAUUUUGCUCAAACACAAGAGAAUACGGAUGAGAUGAUAGCAGCAAAAAUACGUGUUUAUACUAGUUGUUUGAAACAAUUAGCGUCUGUCUCAAACAUAGCACAACAAUUCAAUUUUGAACCGUUAAGAAGUCGUUUAAUGAAUAAACCAUGGUGUUUAGCUUAUCAAAUAAUUGAAAGCUCAGAUGGAACUAGAGAACGAACUUUUAAAAUUGCUAGACCAAAUGAUAUCUAUCUAGAUGAUGAUCAUCAAUCGGCCAUCGAUCUUCAACCAUUAUGUGCACCAGAUGAACCUGAAUUGACAAAAUUAUAUGCAACAUUCGGAUCAAAAUGGUUAUCAGAAGCUGUAAAACGAACUUUAGGAGAAUAUUUGGACAAUAUUGAUGAAAAACGUAUCGAAUUACUGCGAACAAAAUUUUUCGUUUAUGAAGCUGAAGGAAUUCAAUGUCAAUUAACUUUUCAGUAUAGAACAAUUACUUUAAAUUCAACGGAUUGUAGCUCAUGUGCACUCGAAUAUGACAGAAAUCAAGUUAAUUUAUAUAUUCACAAAGAUAUUCCUACACUCGAUUAUAUCGAUAUUGCUACUGAAUUGACUCGAUUCGUUCAUAAAAAACCACUUGAUGCGCUAGUUCAUGCCAUUAGUGAUAAACUUGCUUCUCCAUUAGAAACAUUGAAACGCCGUGGCAUUCCUGUUGAUCGAUUGUUGAAAACUGUACAAGAACAGCCGAUUAAAUUGGCAUUACGAAGCGAACAAACAAAGACAGAGAAGAAUAUACAAAAGUAUCCAUCACAAUAUCAAGAACAAAUGCAACACGAUCAGCAUCAUCAUCAUCAACAAUCGGUAGAAUUAAUUGAUCAAAACCUAGGACAGUCUCAAGAGAAGUAUCAAGUUUCAAAUGGGUUUCUUCAAAGUUUAAAAGAUUUGUUGGGUCCUAUACGACAUUCUUCUAACCUUUCGAUUGAUCCUAUUGAGAAUCUUUCAAGUCGAGUCGAAAGAGAUCGUAUUUACCAUUUUGGACGACAUCAAUCUUCGAAUGAAAUUGAUAUCGAUGCUAUGAUUCGAACAAGUCGACCAUAUUCACAAACAGAAUUCAACCGAUCGGAAUAUUCGAGACGUGAAACUAAUAAUUUAUGUGAAUUUGUUCCAGCUGCAAAUAUGAUUCGUCAUGAAAAUCUGCUCCAUGGAAUUGCUCUCUAUGUUGAUCGAAAUGUAACAUUAACAAGUUUUAUGAUUGAUCAAGCGAAACAACUUGCUUGGCUACUAUCUGGUCUUGCUAAACAAGUAUUUCACAUGUCUGAAUCAACAAUGCAUCUAUUUCGUGAUAUUGAUAGUGAUCUUGGUUUCUUUCUUUAUUCACAGUCAAAUAUUGAUGAAAAAUCAUUGGGAAUUACUAUUGCUGGAGGUAUUGAUAUGCCUUUUCUUGAUCAUCGUUUUACAUCUGUUAUUAUUACAUAUAUUACUGAAAAUAGUCUUGCACAUAGAGAUAAACGGUUGAAAUUAUAUGAUAUUAUAUUACGUGCAAAUGGUGUGAAUUUUACAAAAAUUAAACAUCAAACAGCUGUUUAUGUCUUAAGAAAUUCAGGCUACAAAGUUCAAUUGUUGAUACGUCGUUUGUCACCAACAAUUUGUGAAGAGAUCGAACUAGAACAUAAUGGAAAACUAGGCAUUACAAUUUCUGGUGGAAUAGGAAGUGAAUAUUUUCGAGAAGAUCACGGUAUAUUUAUCACAGAAAUCAGUCAACGACAAACUAAUGAACAAUUAGAUCUGUGUGAUCGAUUGUUGCAAAUAUCAUCCAUGUAUAAUACUUAUGAUUUACGAUUUGUUACACAUGCAAUUGCAAAACAACGCAUACAGUUAGCAUGUACAGAAAGUCAAAAAAUAAAACUAUAUGUUGGACAUACAAGAUCUACUGGUCGAAUACAAAAACGAAUUAUUCUACGACAAAAUCAAUAUGAUCCUCUUGGCUCGAAAGACGAAGGAACAACGUUAGAAUCAAAUGAUGAACUAAAACGUAAAUAUAAACCAACUGAACUUCAUUUUCCAUCGGUAGCAAAACGUCUUAAUUGGAAUGAAUUAUUAAUAAUCGAUUGGAUGGAUAUUAAUCCACAUUCACAAGAAUAUUCUUUUCUUAAAGAACUUGACGUUAGAGAAGUACCAGAUGUACAUAAUUUAAUAAUUCAACAUUUUGAAGAACAUUAUUUAAAAUUAUGGGAAAAAGCUAAUAUUAAAAAAGCUUUUCUUCCAUCAUCUAUUCCUGAUAUUAAUCAUUCAACAGAAGUUAUAUUAACAACACCUGAAAUUGUAUUUAAAGAAUUAAGUCCAUUAUUUCCAUCUUUACUUCCUGAUGUAGUUCGAUGUUUUUCACGAUAUUUUAAUAUUGAUUUAUUUGGUAUUCAAAAUCAUCCUUCUCUACCAAUGGCUUUUGAAGCAUUAAUAGGAAAAAGAAAUCAAUUAUUAAAUUCUCAAAUAGCUACUAAAUAUUUUUCUUAUUUUAAAAAAUUAGAUGGUCUUAAUACAGCAUUUAUUCAAAAAAUUUCAAAUAUUUCAUUUAUACCUCUAUCAGUAUUUAUUUGUUCAAAAAGUUCAAUAAUUGAUAAAAUAUCUCAAGAUAAUAAUAGUAAUAAUACAUUAGAUGAUAUAGCUGCACAUGGUCUUAUUGAUUAUGGUUCUGAAGCUAAUUCAUUUCUUCUUAGUAUUGGAGUUCUUCAUUAUCCAUUAGCAGAAAAUCUUUCAGAUUUACCUAUUGAACGACAACAAACAUAUUUUAAUCAAACUAAAGAUAAUAAUGAAGAACUUAUAUCAGCUAAAGUACGUUUUUAUACAAAUUGUUUAAAACAAUUAUCUGCUGUAUCAAAUGUAACACAACAAUUAUAUAUUGAACCAUUAUGUAGUCGUUUAAUUAAUAAACCAUGA
This is a messenger RNA of Rotaria sp. Silwood2, 6381 nucleotides long. The record is from the annotation of a GenBank genome assembly. Lineage: Eukaryota; Metazoa; Rotifera; Eurotatoria; Philodinida; Philodinidae.